Messenger RNA from Phaethon lepturus (White-tailed tropicbird), 3259 nucleotides. RefSeq names its product NCK-associated protein 1 (gene NCKAP1). Gene Ontology annotation, cellular component: SCAR complex. Gene Ontology annotation, biological process: cell projection assembly; cell morphogenesis; cell migration. NCBI's taxonomy places the organism in Eukaryota, Metazoa, Chordata, Aves, Phaethontiformes, Phaethontidae. The record is from RefSeq and is a predicted model, not a curated record. The annotation marks the transcript as partial. The transcript has 19 exons.
CUUUUGCUUGUCUUCUUGCCUAGACACAUAGCCGAGCUAAUAUUCUACAUGGAGGAGCUCAGAGCGCACGUGCGAAAAUACGGACCAGUGAUGCAGAGAUACUAUGUACAGUAUCUCUCUGGCUUUGAUGCAGUGGUCUUAAAUGAGCUUGUUCAGAAUCUUUCAGUGUGCCCAGAGGAUGAAUCAAUCAUCAUGUCCUCCUUUGUAAACACGAUGACUUCACUAAGCGUGAAACAAGUUGAAGACGGAGAGGUAUUUGACUUCAGAGGAAUGAGAUUAGAUUGGUUUAGACUGCAGGCCUACACCAGCGUUUCUAAAGCUUCGCUUAGUCUUGCAGACCACAGAGAACUAGGAAAAAUGAUGAACACAAUCAUUUUCCACACAAAAAUGGUAGAUUCUUUGGUGGAGAUGUUGGUUGAAACCUCAGAUCUUUCUAUAUUUUGCUUUUAUAGUCGUGCUUUUGAGAAGAUGUUUCAGCAGUGUUUGGAGCUUCCUUCUCAAUCAAGAUACUCAAUUGCAUUCCCACUGCUUUGUACUCAUUUUAUGAGCUGUACCCAUGAACUAUGUCCAGAAGAGCGACACCAUAUUGGAGAUCGUAGUCUUUCCUUAUGUAACAUGUUCUUGGAUGAAAUGGCUAAGCAAGCUCGAAAUCUUAUCACAGAUAUUUGCACAGAACAAUGUACACUGAGUGAUCAGUUGCUGCCAAAGCAUUGUGCCAAAACCAUCAGUCAAGCAGUGAACAAAAAGUCAAAAAAACAGACUGGAAAGAAAGGAGAACCUGAAAGGGAGAAACCAGGAGUAGAAAGCAUGAGGAAAAACAGAUUGGUUGUGACAAACCUGGACAAACUGCACACUGCACUUUCUGAGCUCUGCUUCUCAAUCAAUUACGUUCCAAACAUGGUGGUUUGGGAACACACGUUUACCCCAAGAGAAUACUUAACAUCUCACCUGGAAAUCCGCUUUACCAAGUCAAUUGUUGGAAUGACUAUGUAUAAUCAAGCAACACAAGAGAUUGCAAAGCCUUCAGAGCUGCUAACCAGUGUAAGAGCCUAUAUGACAGUCCUCCAGUCAAUAGAAAAUUAUGUACAGAUCGACAUUACACGAGUAUUUAAUAAUGUUCUGCUUCAGCAAACCCAGCAUUUAGAUAGUCACGGUGAGCCAACCAUUACCAGUCUGUACACAAAUUGGUAUUUGGAAACUUUGCUACGGCAAGUCAGCAACGGUCACAUAGCCUAUUUUCCAGCCAUGAAGGCAUUUGUGAAUUUGCCUACAGAAAGUGAAUUAACAUUUAAUGCUGAGGAAUACUCUGACAUAUCAGAAAUGAGAGCCCUUUCUGAACUUCUGGGACCAUACGGCAUGAAGUUCCUAAGUGAAAGUCUGAUGUGGCACAUUUCUUCACAGGUUGCUGAGCUUAAGAAACUUGUAGUGGAGAAUGUUGAAGUUCUAACACAAAUGAGGACCAGCUUCGACAAGCCAGACCAGAUGGCAGCACUCUUUAAAAGACUAUCAUCUGUUGACAGUGUUUUGAAGAGAAUGACCAUUAUUGGUGUUAUCUUGUCGUUUCGGUCGUUGGCACAGGAAGCACUUAGAGAUGUCUUAUCCUACCACAUUCCUUUCCUUGUAAGUUCCAUCGAGGACUUUAAAGAUCACAUUCCAAGAGAGACUGACAUGAAGGUGGCAAUGAAUGUAUAUGAACUGUCAUCAGCUGCUGGAUUGCCUUGUGAGAUUGAUCCUGCCUUGGUCGUAGCACUGUCUUCCCAAAAAUCAGAAAACAUUAGUCCAGAAGAAGAAUAUAAAAUUGCUUGCCUUCUCAUGGUCUUCGUUGCAGUCUCCUUGCCAACUUUGGCUAGUAAUGUGAUGUCUCAGUAUAGCCCUGCCAUUGAAGGGCAUUGCAACAACAUUCAUUGCUUGGCAAAAGCUAUCAACCAGAUUGCUGCAGCUUUAUUUACCAUCCACAAGGGAAGCAUUGAAGACCGUCUUAAAGAAUUUUUGGCCCUUGCAUCAUCUAGUCUACUGAAGAUUGGCCAGGAGACGGACAAAACUACUACAAGGAACAGAGAGUCUGUUUACCUACUACUAGACAUGAUUGUGCAGGAGUCUCCGUUCCUGACAAUGGAUCUCUUGGAGUCUUGUUUCCCUUACGUCUUGCUGAGAAAUGCAUACCAUGCUGUCUACAAACAAAGCGUCACAUCCUCUGCCUAAGUAUCUACUUACUGGAGAUAAGACAUAGCACGCAUCUGUGUGGCCUCAGUUUUAUCUGUAAACUGUGGAGCUAUUUUACUUUAUGGCCUGAUGAACAGUUUUGUGGAUUAUAAACUUUUUCCAUGAAGUUGUAUUUCUGAUCAGUGGUUUCUUAAUAUGGUUGUACUGCAAUAUAAGCUUGGUUGAUUUUAGGUUGCACAUUCAUGGAAAAUCUUUUUUCUCGUUUUUUUCCUUUUUUUUUUUUUUUUUUACUUUAGAGCAUCAGUUAUGUUUUAAAAAAUACUACUUCUGCUAUAUGUUUUUUGAUAUUGAUCAUGCAAAACAAAAAUUGCUCGUUUAUUUCCCAGAAGAAAAAUGUAUUUAGUGAUUAUUUUAGAUAGUGUAGCUUUCAUCUGUGUGUAAAUUAUUUCAUAUAGGGAGAGUUAUAAUCUUGUACCUAUUGUUCUUAUUGAAAACAAAUAUUGGAUGUGCAUUUCUGUGAAGUAAUUACAGCAUUUCUAGUUUUAUUUUGAAACAUUCACCGAUCUACAUACUAUGACACUAUCUAACAUUAAAAAUGUUAUAGGACUGCUUAUCCUUCAGACAGCGAUCCUCUCCUGAUACUCUUAAACAACAGCAAGUGGUGUUGUUUGUAUAAAGCAUAGUGGAAAUUUUUUUUAAACUAACUUCUGUGGUGCCCUGUUGGCAUUAACACUACCAUUGUACCCUGCUGUAUAAUAAACAUUCUUACACAUUUAUCACAUGUUGAUAAAAUGUUAGCCCUUAACCACUUUUUAUAUGUUUUAAAUUUUUGAAAUUCAAGUGUACCUUCCAUAACAUACAAUAAACACUAGACUGUAUUAUCUGUAGGUGAAUUAUUUUUAAUAUAAAUGUUAUCCUAGUAUUUUAAGCUUAAACUGUGCUGUUGUGCAUUGAUUUACAUCUCACAGUUCAUUAAAUAUCAAUCCUUAGAGCUUUUAUGUGAAGAUUUCUUUUAAUCCUUCACCUUUUGGCUUCUGCGAUAGUGAAUCUUGUAAAAAGUUGGAAGGAGGAAUUAAAAACAAUGUAAAAAGUGUCA